Messenger RNA from Anas platyrhynchos (mallard), 838 nucleotides. The record is from RefSeq and is a predicted model, not a curated record. Lineage: Eukaryota; Metazoa; Chordata; Aves; Anseriformes; Anatidae.
CACAGGGGGGAGUGGCGCGCUGCGAGCGGGGCCGAGGCCGGAGCGGGGCCGGGACCGGGACCGGGACCGGAGCCGGGGCCGGAGCCGGAGCCGGAGCGGGCGGCGGGAUGGUGGACAGCGUGUACCGGACGCGGUCGCUGGGGGUGGCGGCGGAGGGGCUGCCGGACCAGUACGCGGACGGGCGGGCGGCCCGCGUGUGGCAGCUGUACAUCGGGGACACGCGGAGCCGCACGGCCGAGUACCGCAGCUGGCUCCUGGCGCUGCUCCGCCAGCACCGCUGCCGCUCCGUGCUCGACGUGGCCUGCGGCACCGGGGUGGACUCCAUCAUGCUGCUGGAGGAGGGCUUCCAGGUGACCAGCGUGGACGCCAGCGACAAGAUGCUCAAGUACGCGCUGAAGGAGCGCUGGGAGCGGCGCAAGGAGGAGCCCUUCGACCGAUGGGUCAUCGAGGAGGCCAACUGGCUCACGCUGGAGAAGGACCUGGAGAAGCCAGGGGACGGGUUCGAUGCUGUCAUCUGCCUGGGCAACUCCUUCGCGCACCUGCCUGACUUCAAAGGGGACCAGAGCGACCACAAGCUGGCCCUGAGGAACAUCGCCAGCAUGGUGCGGCCGGGGGGCGUCCUGGUCAUCGACCACCGCAACUACGACCACAUCCUGGCCACGGGCUGCGCGCCGCCCGGCAAGAACAUCUACUACAAGAGCGACUUGACCAAGGACAUCACCACCUCGGUGCUGCUGGUGAACAACAAGGCCCACAUGGUGACCCUGGACUACACCGUGCAGGUCCCCCGACGGAGGCGGGGGCCUCCCCGGAGCUGAGGUGAGAGGGGGCCACCAGG